AUGUUGGAAACUGAAUUAUCAAGUAAAAACUACAAGGAGGCGAAACUGCAACAGAGACUAUCGCUGGAGAACGCCAGGAAACAGAGGGAAACAAAAGGGCUGAUUCUGGACUCUAGGAAAACCCUAAUGAUGUCGUUGCGAGAUAACACAGGAAUUAAUUGGGGAAGGUCGAAGCAAAUAAUGAAACAUUUGGAAAUGCAUCAUAGACACCCGAACAUAGACGAUAAAAAAAUACGGGAACAAAUAGCAAACAUAAUUAAGGUGAUUAAAUAA
Theileria orientalis strain Shintoku is the source of this 273-nucleotide messenger RNA. RefSeq lists its product as hypothetical. The record is from RefSeq and is a predicted model, not a curated record. Bases 1 to 273 code for a protein of 90 amino acids. Lineage: Eukaryota; Apicomplexa; Aconoidasida; Piroplasmida; Theileriidae. The transcript has 2 exons.